CGGGAAGGGGGUGGAGAAAAAAACCCGAACGCAUGCCGACCGCGUGGAAACGGCGCGUGAGUGUGAGAAGAGUGCCGACCGACCGGACUGGCGGCAUCCGUAGCCGUGUGGCCCGUGUCAGUAUGGUUCUGUACUCGUCCCAGGCAACAGUGCCCGAGCGAAGCAGUGCGUGCUGGAACAUCGGCGUUCCCACACCAUAUCACCCCCACCCACCCCGAGCAGACACACGGGCCAGUGGACAGACAGACAGACAGGGACGGACAGGGCGGGCAAGAAACGCGGACCCGUCCGAAGGAGUGCGCCCCGAAUACAAGUGAGUGAGUGUGGUGAGCAGAGUGUGCAGUGGAGCCGCGGACUCCAAAAAGGCAGCGAAAGUGCAGCAGAUUAGUGGCCGCUUCUCUCUAGCAAGUGUAUUUGUGUGUGCGCGUGUGCGUGUGCGUGUGUGUGUAUAACGUCGCCUACCGUUUGCCUUGCCAGGUUCGGUGUGAUUCUAGCUGCAGUGAAAGUAGCGUGUGUUUAGUAGCCAAUUGUGCAGGGCCACCCAGCAGUAAGGGUAGUGGGUUUGUGUGAUGCUUGGGGCCGCUGAGAAGAAGAUGAGGAAAAAAAGUAUAGUGCCGUCCGGUGUGAAACGCUCCGGCUAGUGAGUUUCGUCCGAGCACACAUCAAUCAACCUCUAUCGCCUCUAUCAAACAAAACCGCGGCGGCCUCCGGUCCGGCAAGCUCCCGCACCAGUGCAAGACGGCGUCCCAGCAGCAACACUUUCCAUUCCUGAGCAAGGCGCGCGGUACCAGCGACGGGGACCACCAUUCCGGUACCGGCCACCGCCGGUAGCGUUGUGCAGCGACCGACCGCGUUCAGGCACGGGCGGUGCCGGUCGGUGUGGCCAGCCCGGGCCCGACCAGCCGACACGAUAAGCACCGAUAAGCAGCAGACGGCGGUGCGCAGACGCAGGCGACGCAAGAAAGCGCAAACACCGUAGGCCGAAGGGGGUUUCGGGGCACGCGAUGGGCCACGCACGGUGGCGCUACCGUGCACCGUCAUCGAGCCCCCGCCGGCCCCAGGAAAGGCGACAGGCUCGGCUGAGCGCAACAGUCCGGUUCGGCCCGCUGCCCGAGUAGCGGUGCUGACCCCUCCCCGUGUGCGUGUGUGUGUGUGUGUGUGUGCUGGUGGCGGAGAUUGUGUUACCACGGUACCCGCCUGGGGAGCCUGGGUGACCGACCCCGGGAUCCACCGUGGACAAAAGCUUCCACACUGCUCGAGCUCGAGCGAUCGACGCCAAACGCGAAAGACAAUGGAGGCGUAACCUAAUCGGGCCAGCGAGUGAAAUCGAAAGUGUUUUGCUUUGUGUGUAUGAGUGUGUGCGUGUGUGUAGGUGUGUGUGUGUAUGCGCGCUCGAUGUGCAUUAGAAGUAAGGAACAGCAUCGAACCGGGCCCUCGGUCAUAUCGCCAAAUUGUAUAUGUGUGUGUGUGUGUAUGUGUGUUAGGUGUGCGUGUGUGUUUGUUCGCGUUUUUAAAUGUCGUUUGCUAUAAGUAACUGUAACAGUAAGACACAGUAAGACACAUACUACUGAACCACAGUACACCGCGGCUAGCCCACCACUAGGGCCAAUAAUCUAAUCACACAAACACACACACAAUAAAUAUAUAAAUAUACGUAUAUACACACUCAAACGCAGCCACAAGCGUCACAGGCUACAAGCACACCAAAAGGCUCGUUAGCGCAGCGCCUCUCAGUCAGGCAGCGUGCGCCGAGCAGCAGUUUCGGAUAAAAACGGGUAAAAUUUUGUGUCUCCAGAGCGCCAAGCCGAGCGGGCCGUAGAGUUCGCUUACCUGCAUCCACGUACCACUCCUUCCUAACCGCGACCUCAGCACGAUCCUCGUGGACUGUUUCUCGCUCCGCAACCGACACCGGCACCGUCAAGCAAUAUAGCCAGCCAGGUGAAACAAAGUAACAAAAUCCACACACACACACACAAGGCCACACACGACGGUCAAACGCACGCACUCACUCACCUGCCGUGAGUGUUCCAAGCGAAGUCGGUUUGUCGUCUAACGCGUUGCGGAGGUUCGUGUUCGUGUCAUUCGUGGUGGUACGUGAAUUUGUAUGUGUGUGUGUGUGUGAGCGCGCGCGAGUAAAAAAGGUAGAGGAGAGUUCGCUCUAGCUAGGCAAGCGUUAGUGAAUUUUUGUAAGUAAUUGCUGCAACUGCUCGAAUCGAGGAGCCCGAAACUACCGGAACCUCGCUAAACCCGUCAUGCUAGAGAUAUUCGUGCAACAAUUGCAGCAGCAGCAGCAGUGUGUGUAUUUAGCGUACUCGAUAGGAGUGAUACAGUAGAGAAACCAAAGAGGCAAAGACAGCAGAAGGUGCGAACAAGCGAACGAAUCGAAUCCAACCAUCGUUCAACCGAAGGGAGAGCGAAGAGCCGGCAAUCCGACACACCGAGCGUUUUGGGAGGGGGGGUGCGAAUGUGCGGCGGGCGGAGGGCACCGUAGCGAUUAUGGAUUUCGUCUCGUCGCCGCCGGGCAACAUCACGCAGGAGGACUUCCUCGCGAUCGUGGGAGCGAACGGCACUGUCGGCGGUGGCCCAACCAUGUUUAACGAUUCCCUGGCGGCGGCGGCGGCGGCUGCGGCAGCUGCCGCAGCAGCAGCCGGUGGUGUGGCCGGGCCCGGCGGUACCGCCGCCGGUGUCGGGCCGGGCGAGAACCUCACCAUCCUGCACGGUGCGUACCCGAGCGGGUACACGCUGCCCCACAUCAUCAUCGCCUCAAUAAUCGUGACAAUACUUAUGAUCGUCAUCGUCGUCGGCAACAUGCUCGUCAUCAUAGCGAUCGCGACCGAGAAGACGCUGAAAAACAUCCAGAACUGGUUCAUCGCGUCGCUCGCGGUCGCCGACUUCUUUCUCGGUCUCGUGAUCAUGCCGUUCUCGCUCGCGAACGAGCUGAUGGGGUACUGGAUCUUUGGCAACUGGUGGUGCGAUGUCCACUCCGCGAUGGACGUGCUGCUGUGCACCUCCUCCAUCAUGAACCUGUGCCUGAUCUCGCUCGACCGGUACUGGAGCAUCACCAAGGCGAUCGAGUAUCUCAAGUCGCGGACGCCGGCCCGGGCCGCGUUCAUGAUUGCCGCCGUCUGGAUCAUGUCCGCGCUCGUCUGCAUACCGCCGCUGCUCGGGUGGAAGGCACAGCGGCCGGAAGGGCACGUGGAGCUGCCCCAGUGUCAGCUGAGCCAAGACAUCGGGUACGUGCUGUACUCGGCGCUCGGAUCGUUCUACAUUCCGAGCUGCAUCAUGGUAUUCGUCUACAUCCGGAUCUACUUUGCGGCGAAGGCCCGGGCCCGGCGCGGUAUACGCAAGAAGCCGCUCAAGCCACCGAGCGAACAGGAUACAAGUUUUACGCGGAAUGCCGGUACCGUGCCGAUGCCCUCGCUACCCAGUGCCUCUAGCAAUAACAAUCAGUCGGCGGCGGCGGCGGCCCAUCAUCAGCAGCACCCGGUGCAGCUUUCCAGCGGGGCGCAGGGCGGUGGCAGCACGCAGAUCGCGACGAUCGAGCCGCCGCCGCGCGGCACCCCGAUGCCGAUCCCGGUCGUGACGUGCGAUUUCGCGUCGGACAUGUCGACGAGCGAGGCGGCCACGGCCGAGCAGGACCAGCACGGCCCAAUCUCGCCCGUCGCGCUCGAGCCGAAGGACACGCUCAAGGUGACGCAGCCGGCGCAGCAGGGCCGGAGCACGAACGGCAUCACGGCGGCGGGGGCGGCCACCGAACCGGUCGCCUCCCCGUCGUCGGCGGCCGCCCGCAGCCGGGCGCUGUCGGUCGGCAUCGACACCGACAUGGUGAGCGAGUUCGACCCGUCCAGCUCGGAUUCGGGCGUGAUCAGCCGCUGUGCGGUGGUGAAGCCGCUCAAGUUUCGCCUCUGCCAGCCCAUCUUCGGCAAGGGCAAGGCGAAGGCGCGGCAGGCGAACGCGAAGGCCGCCGGCCACGGCGGGGCGCACGCGGGGCGGGGCAACGCGCCCAACUGCACGCAGCCGAUGCUGGCGGCGCCGGGCGGCCAGCAGGCGAUCUCGCAGCUGAUCGCGGCCAAGCAGACGGACAGCGCGUGCAGCGAGCUGGAGCCGGCCCUGCCCCCGAAACCGAAGCCGCGCGACCCGGAAAAGGAGAAGCGCCGGAUCGCGCGCAAGAAGGAGAAGCGGGCGACGCUCAUCCUCGGGCUGAUCAUGGGCAGCUUCAUCGCGUGCUGGCUGCCGUUCUUCUUCCUCUACAUCCUGGUGCCGGUCUGCCCGGACUGCCACAUCCCGGACAGCGCGUUCUCGCUCGCGUUCUGGCUCGGCUACAUGAACUCCGCGCUCAACCCGGCCAUCUACACCAUCUUCAACAAGGACUUUCGGCGCGCGUUCCGGCGCAUCCUGUUCAAGUGAUGUUUAGCGUACGUGUGCUGCUAUCGCUGCGUCUCCCGUAGCAUCGAGAAGGCUACGGAGCGGGCCAUUGGCGGCGCACAGCUCGGCGGCGGCUACCGGACCGGCGGCUACCUGCGAUGAUAAUACGCGCCGCUAGGUGGCGCACCCGCACCGCUGUUCCUACUACAGUCACCACCAUCGUCAUCACCAGCACCGGCGCCAGCGUACCGCGAGCCGGCCGGCACCAUCGCGCUGCUCGUCUUGGUGGCCGCCAUCGCCGUCGCCACCAUCGAGCCGUGCUGGAGGAGGCCCUGGAUGGUGCCGCGGGGGAUACCGGCGCGCGAAGGGUAUGCAACGCCGCCCAUCUUUCGGUAACACCAAUGCGAACAAGCAGAGAGCAAUAGCUGUAGAGAGAAGGAGAGAACACGAAAGAUUAAAAAUGUAAAGCAAAAAAAGCAACACAAAAACACUCACACACAUAUUUACUGCAUCUUUGAGUCAUCUUUGUACACUCUCACAUAACACACACACAUAUACAUGCGUAUAGCUGUGUGCGUAUCAGAAUGAUUUGGGUGUAGUGUUUAGCAGUACUUUUCCCCACCAAUUACUCUCCCACCAAGCGUAAACAUGGCGAACGGACGUGCGAGCAUUGUGAAACGAGAAAAAAGCCGGAGAAGCAAACUACGAAAAUAAAUACUGCGGCAGAGGGAGAUGAGGCGAACAAACAGCAUCAAAUGAUCAAAGCAGACGACACGGAGAAGCUAUCCGGCAAUACUUAAACAAUUAUUCGCACGAAGCUGUGUACUUAUCUGCAAACCAAACCGUAGUGUGCGUAGCGUACUACCACUAUAUAUCUAGCUAAAAAUGUAAGGGACGGCCAGUUGGACACUAAACAAGUAAAAAUCGAGUUACGGGCAGCACGGCAAAGCAAACCAAAUCGCCCCCCCCGAAGUAGGUGGUACUAUGAGUAGGAAAAAAAAACAUAAAUAGACGGUAAGACAGUGGGUUUCUGCACAGCAUAACACAGUGGGAAGGGACACAAGCGCAAAGCGUAGGGUACACAAUGCACAACCUUCCUUCCUGGAACAGCCGACACGUGUACAUAGUGCAGGCAAGAGGCGGUAUAACAAGAGCGAGCCGAACAAAAGCCCAGGAAUCCAGCAAUCAAAAAUCAAACCUCUUCUCGCAGUUGUGGCGCUCGGCAGCUGAGGUGAUGAGUGAACUGGGAGUGGUCGUUUGCUUCGCUCUCCGCGUCUUAAGCUCGGCGGCCGGCGGUGGGGCUUGCUGGCGGAACACAAAACCCGGUGACUAGUGGGUCUGGGACUUAGCUAACUAAUUUCAAACUAGUAAUUAUCAGCACACGUGCGGGCAGCGUAAAAAGGAUGGGUGAUACGAAACCGCUGAAAUUGCGCCGCGUAGAAAUAUUUAGCAAAACAAACAAAAAAACGCCCCCACACAGAGCGAUGCAUUCGCCGGCUACACCAUUUGCAUUCAGAUUCGGGGGAAAGUUGGGCGAGCGAAGGGUCAACAGGGAUGGGCAGGCAAAUUGGAACCGUGUUUGUCCUCGGGGCAGGCACCGGUUUUAAGCACCGUCAAACAAAUGCUAUUACUUUAUUUGUGUUUAAAUAGCACACGCACACAAACGCAAAUAUGUCACUGUGUUUUUUGUUCUUUUUAGAACCGAACCGAAACCACCCGCCCGCGGGAAGCAGAUCCGGGAGCGAUGGAAAUGUAAUGAAAAUUGCAGAAACAUUUAAUAACAAAAAAACCUUUGCACGCAAAUUUUAAUUAUGCAUUCUAAAUCGCUCCCGCUCAAUGCGGUGCGUGCGAAUCCAAUUUACUUCUCGACGAUUUCAUUUUGCGAAAAAUGUUGCCACCAUUGCCACCACCAACCCCAAUCGAGCUGGAUGCAUUUGGGGAAAGCUGAGCGCUAGCUGCAGCGCAAGAGGGAAAGAAUGUACUAAAGGAAGGUGAAAAGAGGAAGCAAAAACAACAACAAAAAAAACUUGUAAAAAUCAAUGACUAAUAGUUGGUAAAUACCGGUAUUAAACAGGGGGGUUGGGGGAGCGGAGACAGCACCUGCGGUGGCGGGGACCGCUUCCGGGCCCCGCCGCGCGUCCAAGUGCGAAGCUGCCAACCCCCUCGAUCGAACGUGAUGCGUCCGAAUCCUGUUUUUUUGUACAUAGCGGAAGCGGCCAGACAGAUUGAGGGAAACCACACACACACACACACACACACACAGCAUAUUGCAACCCAGGCAGAGAACAAGACAAUGCACAUACAAACACACACAUACACACACCCACACAUGCGUACGGUAAAGCGAGUAGGACGGUGUGCGUGGUCGUUUCUCGAGGGUAAAGGAUGUUGCGUGAAGUUGUUUUAUAAAAACAAACGCGCCACUUGUGUCCUUGCCUGAGACAAUUCCGAUGCGCAACCAGGGAAGGGAAGGAAAGGGAACAGGAAGAGUUCGGUGGAGGGGGGGGGGGUUGUUUUGGGGUGCGGAGGACUGGCGAGGAUUGAGGGAGGCAGAGAGCGCGGCAAAGGCACGAAACUCGCACGCUCUCACCCACAAGCAAUAACACUGUACCGGAGUACGGUACUCUUUACUGAUGCUUCCUUCUCAACCCGCCAUCCCCUUGACCACCACCCCUCACCCCUCUCAUGAGGCGAUUGUUUUUUCUCUCUCUCUCUCUCUCUCUGUAAAUACACACUAUCAUAAACUUCAAACUACGCGCCCCCAGUAAACAGACGGCUUGAUGCGCUAAUCGCAAGGCGCAUGCUUGCAACGUUCAGGCUUAUUCUAGCUCUUUUGCUCGAUUUGGGUCGAGUAGAGAGAUUUGAAUCGAUUGCUCUUUAAAAUUUGCUUGUUGUUUUCGUUUCUCGGAGAUGUCUUUUAAAAACACUCACAAAAUCAUAAUUGUAGCCAAGAAGUAAGGAUUCUCCUUAUAAAAAUUGAAUUGAAAUGAUUCUUCUUAUCUAACCUUCCCGCUAAACAUUGCAAGGGUUUCGAGUAGUAAUCUUCUGUAAAUUCUAAAUAAUAACUGCUUACCUUCACAAGCUGUUGUAAUCCCAGGUGACAUUUGCUCGCACUUGUUAGUCCUCAUCUGCUCGACUACUACUCGAAACUACUGAUAUAGUGAAUUUGUGUGUCAGUAAAUUAGACUCUCUUCUAUGGAUGAACGAUAGCAUCUUGCUGAUUUAACAUUCAGAGCUUUGCUUUUUGAUGUCAAACAGAAGCAUAUUUUGUGGGACGUUAUUUUCUGAAAAUUCGGUAUUUUUUAAAGUAUAAAAUGGCUACAUGACCGACUAUAACGAAAGGAAACGUUAUUUUUCGGUAAAAUCAGAAGAAAAAAAACGAAAAAUUCACAUCACAGUUGAUUUUAAAGAGCAUUUUUCUAUGUUCCCUUGAACUGGUGCAGUUUCAAGGAAGUUUAAGGUUCCAGUUUAAGGUGAAUUGAUCGAAUGCUCGAUAAUUCAUGCUCGAAAAUGUCAAAUUUCAAUGUGACAUUUGUUCUAAAUUUUUAACCAUGAUCUGCUCGAAUGGUGCUCGAAAUACCAAAAAAUGUGGAUUUGUGUGUGAUAAACCGUGAAGAAAGUAUCAAAAUUUCGAUUGUGCGUGCGAAGGAUGAUGGCGUCCAAUUCGUUUUAGAUUAAUUUGCUUGAAUAUUUGGAUAAAAAAGGAGGUACAUUUCGUACGGCGUUAUUUGGUGAAAAUUCGAUGGUUUUUUGUAUAAAAUAAAUUAUACGACCAGUAAUAAGCAUUGGAAACGUUAUUUUCCAAAGGAUAGAAAAGAAAGCAUCGAAAAAUACUUCACUUCACAGUCGAUUUUAAAGGGCUUGUUCUAAAAGUCUCUUUAACUGGUGCAGUUUAAGGGAAGUUU
This is a messenger RNA of Anopheles coluzzii, 8270 nucleotides long. RefSeq names its product alpha-2Db adrenergic receptor (gene Octalpha2R). Gene Ontology annotation, biological process: adenylate cyclase-activating adrenergic receptor signaling pathway. The record is from RefSeq and is a predicted model, not a curated record. The coding region runs from base 2497 to 4407 and encodes 636 amino acids. Gene Ontology annotation, cellular component: membrane. The transcript is spliced from 5 exons. Gene Ontology annotation, molecular function: G protein-coupled amine receptor activity. NCBI's taxonomy places the organism in Eukaryota, Metazoa, Arthropoda, Insecta, Diptera, Culicidae.